UUGAUUCGAAAUUGGUGAUAGCAAUGGCGGACUAAGUAGCGUACCUCGUGGCCUUAUCUUCCGGGACAUUUCGACGCUUGGUUUGACGCGUCGCUCCGCGUCGAAUACUAAACUACAAGCGUCGCUAUUUGGAGUUCUAAAGGGCCCACUUUCGCUUCCUUUCUAUUCCAAAAUGGGAACAAAGCAGAAUAUGCCAUCGGAUCGUCGUAUGUUGCAUGAUGCGAAUGCGAGAAAGGAAGGAAAGCUAAAGCCGGAAGAUUCCUUUGCUGCAUCCACGGCGAAGGAUUUGACCUGCCCGCCGCGCCCGGUAGUUUGCAGCAGCAUAUUUCCAUUGUUUUUACAUGUUGAACCGGAAGGUUUUUCGCAUGGUGGAAUGAACCCUCUUCAAAUACUGCAUUCGUCAGACGAGAAAUGCAAAAACGACGAUGAACCAAGGCAGUUCAUUUGGGGAAAGACCUAUGUAAAUGCAGGUUGGGUCAGAUAG
Messenger RNA from Anopheles moucheti, 484 nucleotides. RefSeq lists its product as uncharacterized. Bases 173 to 484 code for a protein of 103 amino acids. The record is from RefSeq and is a predicted model, not a curated record. The transcript has 3 exons. NCBI's taxonomy places the organism in Eukaryota, Metazoa, Arthropoda, Insecta, Diptera, Culicidae.